UUUUAACAUCCUUUUUUUGUAAAGAUAACUAGUAAAAGUAGAUAUGGUGAUUCCACACGUAAUGUGCAUCCACAGACUGGCUUUCGUGGCUGGUUUGUUCUUUGAGGGUUUUCCUCCGGUGAUACGCCGGUUUCCCUCAUCUUUAGAGAAUCGCUCUAAAGAAUAACAAAAAAGGGUGGCCAUGACCGGGACCUGCAGUAGGGAUUGUAUGGUUAUCGGGUUGGAUUCCCGAUCCACUCAAAUACAGCGGGGUGUGGCAGAGUUAAUAUGGUAAUUUUCUUAGCAAGGAAAUUUUAAAAAAAGGAAUUUCAAACGUCUUGAAAGGACUUUUCAUCACUGACACGUCACAAUAACCCGAUCUUAUCCGAAGUUUAUAACUUUGGUUCUGUUGCCUCGAGAGAAAAAAUAGCUAAUAAACAACCUAAAGGAAACGCCAAAUUUUUAUUUAAGCUAAUGAAAACUGCUUAUGUCUGACUGACAUAAAUACUUUUUAAUUUUUUGACUAAUCAAUUUUCCCACAUUCUCAAUUUAAUUUUGAAUGAUGGUAAAAAAUGGGCAGUAUUUUAAUAAUCCUAUAGUUGCAGCUCUCUUCUGGCUGAUACUACUCCCACAGAAAAGUUGUAUAAAGACAGUAUGGCAAAAUAAAUUUGAUGACUGGAACUCUUGCAAAGCUCUACGAUUGGUGCUUAUGAUGCCUGGAAUGUGUAUGUGUAACAACAAGUUAACAAAAUCAAUGGUGGUCAAGUUACUGUAUCAGGUUGUUUUUGAUGCUGGAAGUACGGGCAGUCGAAUUCAUGUGUUUGAAUUUCGCCAGGAAGAAAGAGGAAUCAAGUUGGAGCAUGCUUACUUUGAACAUGUUGAGCCUGGAUUGUCAUAUUAUUAUGGUGAACCAAAGAAGAGUAUUACAUCGAUUAGUGGUCUGUUACAAAAAGCUCUUCAGGUUAUACCCAAAAAUAAAUGGACAUCAACACCAGUGUCAUUAAAAGCAACUGCUGGUUUACGUCUUCUACCACAAAAUGUUGCUGAUGACAUCAUGCAAGAGGUUCGCAAGUUUUUGUUUGCUUCACCUUUAAAAAUCAAGGAUGCAAAUUCUGUUUCAAUUUUGGAUGGAGAUGAUGAAGGUAUUUUUGCUUGGACUACAUUGAAUUUUUUGACAGAAAAUCUUUUUAAAUUAUCUACUGGGACUGUUGGUGCCCUUGAUCUGGGUGGUGGAUCAACUCAAAUUGUAUUUGAACCCAACUUAAAGGAAACUCUUCAAUCCAGUCCAGCAACGCAUAUCAUUAAGAUAACCAUAAUGGGAACAGACCAUUAUCUGUAUUCAUUCAGUUAUCUUGGCUUAGGUUUAAUGUCUGCAAGACAAGCAGUGCUACAAUUAACUAUGCAAAGUGAUAAUAUUACAUACAGCCCUUGUUUUCCUCCUUCAUACAAAGGAUUGUGGUCUUAUUCUGGUAUAGACAUGAGUAUUCAAGGUGAGGACUCCUUUGGUUAUGAAAACUGUGGUCAUUAUGCUGAAAUGAUUGUCGAUAAACUGCACAAACCAGCUGAAAUUAUCAACAGAAGAUUUUAUGCAUUUUCAUAUUUUUACGACAUCGCCUUUGAGCUUGGCCUCCUAGAUGAUCCUAAUGGGCAACUCAUCUCUGUUGAUUCUUACAUUGAUGCCGCCACAAGGGUUUGUUCUAAUCAAAGUGACAAGGAUACAUCAUCUAGACGUCCAUUUCUAUGUCUUGAUGCUGUUUAUGCUACCAUCCUAUUGUGCAAGGGUUAUGGAUUUCCUGGUUCACAAAUGAUUAGGAUUGCUAAACAGAUCAAUAAUGUUGAAGUGAGUUGGGCACUUGGAGCAGCUCUACAUGCGCUUGAAAUUUUAUGAUUGAAAAUUUGAUAGGUGGUAGUUGUUUUAGCAAUCAAUAUGUCCAUCAAAAGAAACAACUCUUGGUAUGAUCAAAAGUUGUUCAUUCAUACAGCUAAAUGAUGUAAAGCUCUCCAAAUCGAAGUGUACACUUUGUAGAUAAGGGAUAUUAAGGGUCUAAGAUUAUUUAUUUUAGGAAAUCUAUUUGAAUUAAAUCAAAUACUGAAAACAAA
Molecule: messenger RNA, 2079 nt
Organism: Xenia sp. Carnegie-2017
Lineage: Eukaryota; Metazoa; Cnidaria; Anthozoa; Malacalcyonacea; Xeniidae
Product: ectonucleoside triphosphate diphosphohydrolase 6-like
Exons: 14
Coding region: 539-1867 (442 amino acids)
Biological process (GO): nucleoside diphosphate catabolic process
Cellular component (GO): membrane
Molecular function (GO): GDP phosphatase activity; UDP phosphatase activity
Source: RefSeq, a predicted model, not a curated record